CUCAUAAUAUAUAUAAGAACAAGCACUAAGCUAGGGCUUCAAUAUCACACCGAUCGUCAUAUGCAAUCUGCUGGCCAUCUGCAAGGUGCAACAGCAAGCCUGAAACAGCUCCUACCUAGAGGCUCCUCCUAAUAUCAGAGUCCGAAUAAAAAUGGAGAUGAACAGCAAUGGUGGAGAAAAGUGCAACUUUUUCAACUGGGAUAGGCUUGGAUUUAGUCUAAUUCCAACUGAUUACAUGUACACAAUGAGUUGCUCUAUUGACCAGAAAUUUACAUUUUCACAAGGGAAACUCAUUCCCUAUGGAAACAUCCAGCUGAGCCCUUGCUCAGGAAUUCUGAAUUAUGGACAGGGAUUACUUGAAGGGCUAAAGGCGUACAAGGGAGAAGAUAAUCAUAUUCGGCUUUUCCGGCCGGCGGAGAAUGCUCUACGGAUGCAAACGGGUGCAGAAAGAAUGUUCAUGCCAUCACCAAGUGUAGGCCAAUUUAUUGAUGCUGUAAAGCAAACUGCCUUGGCCAACAAGAGAUGGAUUCCUCCUGCGGGGAAAGGAUCGCUAUACAUUAGGCCUUUGCUCAUGGGAACUGGUCCAACUCUGGGUUUGGGGCCAGCACCCGAAUGCACAUUCCUCAUCUAUGCUUCUCCUGUCGGCAAUUAUAGCAUGGGUCCCCUUCAUUUUCUUGUAGAAGAUAAUGUCUACCGAGCCAUCCCUGGUGGAACUGGAGGCAUCAAAGCUAUCACUAACUAUUCACCAGUUUACAAAGCAAUUCUCCAAGCAAAGGCCAAAGGUUUCUCCGAUGUGUUAUUCCUUGAUGCAGUGACCAGGAAAACUAUUGAGGAGGCUUCUGGAUGUAAUAUUUUCAUUGUGAAGGGAAAUGUUAUCUCAACACCAGCAGUAAAUGGAUCUGUUCUUCCUGGAAUCACCAGGAAAAGUAUCAUUGAAAUUGCUCUUGACAUUGGAUACCAAAUGGAGGAGCGCAGUAUUCUAUUGGAGGAAUUACUUGAUGCUGAUGAAGCUUUCUGCACAGGAACUGCAAUGGUUGUUAAUCCUGUUGGUAGUGUAACCUAUCAUGAAAAGAGGAUUAACUAUAAAACAGGAGCAGAUACAGUAUCUCAGAAACUGCUUGCAAAUCUAACAGGAAUUCAAACGGGUUGUAUUGAGGACAAGAAGGGAUGGACCAUGAAGAUUGAUUGAGCUUCUUCCUCCCUUUCAUAUAAUAGAAUCGUGUUAUGUCUUUUAUUUGGAUUAUCUGGAGGCAAGAUUUCUAAAGUCCACAAAACUUCACUAGUGCAAAUCUUGAGAGCUACAUCAAUAAAGUUGGCUCAAGACGUGGAAAAAUAACCAUCAAGACUAAAGGCAAUGAAGUGCUAUCAAAACAUUUUCAGCAUCUCCUAAUUUUCAGUUAGAAAUUUUCAGCUUUAUCAUUUGUGUCAGUAAGUGUCUCAAUAUGUGAUCACUGCAUUUAGUAGAACAAAGAACCAAGAGAACUCAAUUUGUGGAAAAAAAAAUAAUUAAUAGUACAUUAGUUUCUAA
This is a messenger RNA of Hevea brasiliensis (rubber tree), 1528 nucleotides long. RefSeq names its product branched-chain-amino-acid aminotransferase 2, chloroplastic. Gene Ontology annotation, biological process: branched-chain amino acid metabolic process. The transcript has 10 exons. The record is from RefSeq and is a predicted model, not a curated record. Lineage: Eukaryota; Viridiplantae; Streptophyta; Magnoliopsida; Malpighiales; Euphorbiaceae. Bases 152 to 1189 code for a protein of 345 amino acids. Gene Ontology annotation, molecular function: branched-chain-amino-acid:2-oxoglutarate transaminase activity.